This is a messenger RNA of Manis pentadactyla (Chinese pangolin), 612 nucleotides long. It is a transcript of the gene RPL17, whose product is annotated as ribosomal protein L17. Gene Ontology annotation, molecular function: structural constituent of ribosome. Gene Ontology annotation, cellular component: ribosome; cytosolic large ribosomal subunit. Gene Ontology annotation, biological process: cytoplasmic translation. The transcript is spliced from 6 exons. Bases 17 to 571 code for a protein of 184 amino acids. The record is from RefSeq and is a predicted model, not a curated record. Lineage: Eukaryota; Metazoa; Chordata; Mammalia; Pholidota; Manidae.
CAGGUGAUCUCCAAAAAUGGUUCGCUAUUCACUUGACCCAGAAAACCCCACAAAGUCAUGCAAAUCAAGAGGCUCAAAUCUUCGUGUUCACUUUAAGAACACUCGUGAAACUGCCCAGGCCAUCAAAGGUAUGCAUAUCCGAAAAGCUACCAAGUAUCUGAAGGAUGUCACCUUGCAGAAGCAGUGUGUGCCAUUCCGUCGCUACAAUGGUGGAGUUGGUAGGUGUGCCCAGGCCAAACAGUGGGGAUGGACACAGGGUCGGUGGCCCAAAAAGAGUGCUGAAUUUUUACUGCACAUGCUUAAAAAUGCAGAGAGUAAUGCUGAGCUUAAGGGUUUAGAUGUAGAUUCUCUGGUCAUUGAGCAUAUCCAGGUGAACAAAGCCCCCAAGAUGCGGCGCAGAACUUACAGAGCUCAUGGUCGGAUCAACCCAUAUAUGAGCUCUCCCUGCCACAUUGAAAUGAUCCUUACUGAAAAAGAGCAGAUUGUGCCUAAACCAGAAGAGGAAGUUGCACAGAAGAAAAAGAUAUCCCAGAAGAAACUCAAGAAACAGAAACUUAUGGCCCGGGAUUAAAUUCAGCAUAAGAUAAAUGCAAAUAAAAGUAAAAGAAUGUU